Thermothielavioides terrestris NRRL 8126 is the source of this 1153-nucleotide messenger RNA. RefSeq lists its product as uncharacterized. Lineage: Eukaryota; Fungi; Ascomycota; Sordariomycetes; Sordariales; Chaetomiaceae. The coding region runs from base 357 to 1094 and encodes 245 amino acids. The transcript is spliced from 2 exons. The record is from RefSeq and is a predicted model, not a curated record.
CAGCCUUCAGCCCCAUGCAAGGCACCAUGUUGUUUCCACUAGUGUAAUCCAGGCAGCAGCUUGCGCGGUGCAGAUCCCGGGGCGUCGUGGGGAUCCUGCAGGAUGCAGACGCGACUGGCCGCAUCGAGCAAUGACAUCGAAGACGGACGUUGACAAACCUCGCCCGCCGGAAUGCAAGGCGUUGCGCUGCGGCCGCAUGUCUCUCCUGAGUAUAAUUAUAUAACCUGUAUCGACCGAGGGCCUCCAGCAUGCUUCCAGGCCGCCCUGUCCCACAUCCUCUGCACUUUCUCCCUACCUCUUCAUCAAGCUCCAAGACUUGGAGCCUUCCUCUCACCACAUAACCACCGUUCCGCAAGAUGUACAUGCACACCCCGGCCCUCCUCACGACCCUCACGGGCUUCGUCGCCCUGGCCGCGGCCAACCCCCUCGCCGCGGGCGCCAACCCUGUCGCGCCGCGCGUGACCCCGGCUGUGCUGCUCGAGCGCCACCACCUGCUCGCGGCGCGCGACAGCAGCACCAGCAGCACCGCCACCCCGACCACCAACACGGAGACAGCCGACCCCAAGUCGGUCGAAUGCGCAAGCAUCUACUCGUCCUUCGAGAACGCCGGCCCGACGCUGCCCGCGACGCUGGGAUCGUGGUACAAGACGGCGCAGACGUACACGCUGCCGCCGGCGUCGGAGUACGACGACGCGGUGGUGACGGGCGUGUGCCAGGAGACCAAGACACUCACGCCGCCGGCGUCGCUGGCGUCCGCCUGGGCGAGCUACACGUCGGCCAGCCACAGCUUCAACAGCGCGCGCGCGUCCGCCGUGCACAGCGCCGCCAGCAGCUGCGGCGGCGGCUACAGCGCCCUCAUCGACAUCGAGGCCAUCUCGGACGGCGACAGCUGCACCGCCUCCAUCCGCGCGCUCGUCUCGGCCGUCCGCAGCGCCGUGGACGCCCAGACCACCGGCGCGCCGGGUAACUCGACCACGGCUCCGGCUGGCGUGAGCUCGACGACCUCCUCGGGUGGCGGGCCGAGGGAGACGGGCUAUGUGGCGGCUGCUGCGGCGGUGGUUGUCGGUGUGGCGGGUGUGAUGGCGGCGCGGUAAUGUUGUGAUGCGUCUUCAGUUCUUUGUACUGUGUUUUGCCCGCAUCAAUCAACAAGAGG